Anguilla rostrata (American eel) is the source of this 2107-nucleotide messenger RNA. RefSeq lists its product as uncharacterized. The transcript is spliced from 8 exons. NCBI's taxonomy places the organism in Eukaryota, Metazoa, Chordata, Actinopteri, Anguilliformes, Anguillidae. The coding region runs from base 377 to 1258 and encodes 293 amino acids. The record is from RefSeq and is a predicted model, not a curated record.
GAGAUGGGUUGUUUUGGCAGCCUGGACUGGAGUGGCAGGUUGCUACCCUGGUUACUAGCAACCAGUUUGUAGAGUAGGGCUGGGCUGAAGGAAACAGGCUUGCAUAGCAACAGGGCAGGUGACCAUUGUUUGACAUGGAGACGAAAAGGGAAACACAAAAAACCUGACUCAGAAGGCCAGAGAUUCAGGGCCAAGGUUGAGCGCAUUUUUGGCUGUUGAGACAAUGACUCCCCAUGCUCUUGCUAGCAGCUUUCAUAAUUCUGAGAUGACUUUGUGGAUGCAUGUUUUCACUCUAUCACACUAAGAUAAAUCCAGCCACACUGCUGCUUGGCCUCAGGGCUCAGGUGAAAAAGAUUCCUUGUUUCGGACACUUCCCAUGGCAGACCCUGUGCUGGAUCAGAUGACCAGGCUGAAGCUGAGGCUACUGGAAAAGAGACUGGAGAAUGAGAGGGAGAAUCUUGAUGAAAGAGCAGGAACAGCACUCUCCAUGAGGAGUGCUGAUGGUCUUGAAGAUGCUUUGCACAAUGCAAUGAGAAGAAAGCGGGACCUGCUUCAGAAACUGAGGGACCAGCAGUUACUGGAUGAUAACGGGCGGCCUCAUACUUGGGGUGGGAUGACGCACAGGCGAUACCGACAGGACCCUCGCCUCGCACCUCAGCCCAUCCACAUCUACCAGUCACCGCCUCUGCCCGCAACACUACCUGCAGUGCUACCCCCACCGCCAGCACCACCACCGCCACCACCCCCACGCAUCAUUCAGCACAUGAUGCCACAACAGCCAGCAACAAUAAUCCAACAGCUCCCACAGCAACCUCUCAUUGCACAAAUCCCGCCUCCACAGCCUUUUCAACCAGUCAAAUCAGGGAGCAUCAAAGAGGACAUGGUUGAGCUGAUGCUCAUGCAGAAUGCUCAAAUGCACCAGAUCAUUAUGCACAAUAUGAUGCUGAAGGCCAUUCCCCCCAUGGCAUUUUCGCCUCCAGGGGGCGCCAGCCACCCUAACUCUGCUCUCCAUCCUGCUACUCCUCAUUGCCAGGGAAGUUACUUGGGAGCACCCAUCACUCUGCAUUCAAGCAAGCCCAAAGCAAGUUCUGUCCAUCAUCACCACCACUAUGGCUCUCCUGGACCACAGCUCCCUCCCAUUGGCUAUCCAGUGUGGCCUCCCAUGAUGUCAACAAUCUCUCCUGGGCCAGCAGGAGCCUAUCAUCCAACAGUACAGCAUUCACCUGGACACAUCACACUUCCACCACUAAAUCUGUAAGCUGUUAUUAAGGGUAGCUAUGGAUGGGUAUAACCAAAGGAUCCCACAGGGUCUUUGAGACAAAAAGAGCACUGAAGAUAUCAGGAGAAGACAGAUAAAUAACUCGACCUACACAGUUAUUUACUCAUUUCUGUAUCUGCCCUUACAGAAUGUACUGCAAUACAUUGAAAUAGGAUAUAUUAAUAAGACCAUAAAAUAUUAUAGCACUCUGUAUAUGUAAAUGAUUACAUAUUAUCAUUAUAUUUUCCUCCAAAAGAGCCACGUAUUUACAAUACACUAUAAUAGAUUCCUUAAGUGUGAAUAUGACUGGUCAUUGUUUACUGGUCUGUUGGGCCAUGAUCUGCUCUAGCUCCUGCUUGAAGGAACAGGUGAUUUUAAUUAUAUGAGGAGCACUGUCACUUUCAGCAGAAAAGCAAACAAACAAACAUGGUAGAUUUCUGACUUUUACUUGAAUAGAAGCAGGCAUGUCAAAUGAUUUCAAAUCUACAUUUGAAUAAUUUAAUUUACAAGAUGUUUUCUAAUGUUGUAAAUUAAUACAUGACAGAAUCAUUAUUUUACAAGCUGACCAUGUUUGAAAUGCUAACGAUUAUACAAGUAAUUGUGUUUUCUGUUCCCAAGUGCAGUGUGUAAUUCAUGGGAAUUAAUACACUUCUAGAAUAUAUUUCUCAGCUAAGGUAUAGGCUGAUUUUUUAAAGACAAAUAAUGGCAUCUGAAGUAAGAAUGGCACUCAUAAAAUUAGAUUCAGAUUACCUGGCAGCAAUCAUUUGUUUGUUCAUAUCAUUGCAUUAGGUCUAUCAGGGUGUUUCUGUAUAGAUAUUAUUAUAUUAAAAUAAUUAUCUUUUCAAUAUA